Diaporthe citri is the source of this 963-nucleotide messenger RNA. RefSeq lists its product as uncharacterized. The transcript has a single exon. Gene Ontology annotation, molecular function: aspartic-type endopeptidase activity. Gene Ontology annotation, biological process: proteolysis. Gene Ontology annotation, cellular component: fungal-type vacuole. The record is from RefSeq and is a predicted model, not a curated record. NCBI's taxonomy places the organism in Eukaryota, Fungi, Ascomycota, Sordariomycetes, Diaporthales, Diaporthaceae. The coding region runs from base 1 to 963 and encodes 320 amino acids.
AUGAAAACCGCAGCCCGCCUGGCCCUGCUCAGCAGCACCGGCCUUGUUUCCAGCAUUAUUCUCCCACCCCAUCGCGGCCAACCAUCCAAUCCCUCACCUCUUAUUUCGACCACCAAUGGAGCCAUAUUCCAGGUCGAGGUCCAAAUCAACAACCAGACCUUCCACCUCAUCCCCGACACAGGGAGCAGUGACCUUUGGGUCCCGGUAGCCGACUUCCAAUGUGUCGAACCAGGAAGUGGGAACGAAGUCUCACAAGAGGAAUGUCACUUCGGAGGCACAUACCAGGUGCCGAACACGACCGAGUACGUCACCAACCAGACCUUCGGCGUACAAUACGGCACCGGGAUAGCGUUGGGCAGAGUCGGAUACGCCGACGUCACACUGAACGGCAUCACAAUCGAGCAUCAGAUCACCCUGAUGACUUUGAUUGUGGACGGCAUCACUUGGGGUAGUGGCUCAUCCACGAACUCUUCCAUCACCGAUUCGACCUCGUUUCAGGCCGUGGUCGACACUGGGAAUCACUCGAACCUUAUUCCCACCGCUGUUGCUGAAGCUGUCAACAACGCGUUCGACCCUCCUGGCGUCUUUGAUGCGGACUCGCGUGUCUAUAUCGUCGAUUGCAACGCCACAACCCCGGAAUUUGGCAUUAUCCUCGAUGGACAGACCUUCUGGCACCGGAGUCCAGAGGAUCUUAUUCACCGUCAUGUAAGCGGGUUCUGCUGCUCCAGCAUCGCGCCAACUGCAGAGAACGAUGAAAUUGGGCUCAAUUUCUUGGGAGACGCAUUCCUGAGAAAUGUGGUGUCUGUGUUGGACUUUGGAGAGGAAGAAAUACGAUUUGCUGCGAGGACCGAUAAACAAUUCCAUCCCUGUCCCAGCUCAAAUCUCAGGUGCCGUCGCUGGACAUGGUGUAUGACUUGGUGGUAUAUUGCUUCGCUGUUACCCAUGGUCAUGUGGUGCAUUUGA